CUCUUUUUUUUCUCUUUUUCUUUUUUGGUUCCUUUCUUAACUUGUAAAGUCAAGUAUGUUGCAGCUGCCUUAUGUGUUAGUCAUACAAUUUGGCGUUGGAAGUUGAUAAAGAUGCUACAAGAGCAAGCUACUAUAUAUAAUAUUGCGCGUUAAUAAGAAGUACUAUUGCUUUGGUUAAAGAAUCCCAUAUUCCAUGGAUGAGAAAGAAAGCUACUAUAGAUAAUAUUGUGUGUUAAUAAGAAGUACUGUUGCUUUGCCGAAAGAAUGGGCCUUGUGAUCUGAAAGUUCCUACAUAACUUACAUAGAGACUCAGUCUUUUUGUAUAAUGUUCUUGAGCAAUAGAUAUGUCAUCAACAUCAUGUUUCAAAUUUAAUAUGAAUUCUUAUUGUAUAAUAUGUUCAUGGUUUUUUAUUUCAUGUAUUAAAGAUGCCUUACUUCAGAGUAAGUUAUAUGAUGUGUGAUCGGAGUUUUCCUCUCUCAAAUCAAAUAUGCCAUUGCCUCUCUGAUACGAUUGGAACUUUAAUUCUAGUAUGUUUCUUUACACUGCUCAUCGAAAAAUCCUUGCUAAACUCAGUACGUGCAAUUUUGGAUGGGUUGUUUAAGUGCCAGUAUAGCUAAUCUGAAUCCCUCCGCAAAGAUUUCAGCUAGGCAGCGCUGUCUGUUGUACCAUUGACUCUAUCUAUUCAUGGAAUUUUCUUUAUUUCAUUUUCGAUUUUAGAUAGGCUCGCUCCAUCUUUUUCCAAGAAUUUAUCCACUUCCUUUUACUCCAUAGGGAAUAGGUUGUGUUUAGUGCAACAAUGGUAAAAGACCUUUUCCGGGGCAUUUUUUGUAGGUAUCCUUCUAUUAACCUCUUCUUCACUAUUUAUGAAUUCAAAUUCAAAUUAUCGCGAAUGUGCUGCAGGUUUUCAGUUUGGAUGUUGUAGAUCCGCGAAGAGCAUAUGUUGAGUCAGGUGAAUCGGAGCAAUGUCCGCCCGUCUCAUGGGGAAAUGGGAGCCAAUGAUCGCCAUUAUUGUUUCAAAAAAGCAAAGGACUCACAGGAUUAUCAAAAGGAAUGGAUCCAAUCUUGUACAGUGCUGCGAUGAGAGGCAAUAUCGGAGAUGCCAAUUUUCUACUUGCUGAUCAUCUGAAAAGGGAUGAAGAAAACGGCUACCAAGUCACUCCAAAGGGUAACACGGUCCUUCAUGUCGCUGCUCUCUAUGGCCACUCCCAUUUCGCAGCAGAAGUCCUUAAGAUUACUCCGGCAAUGUUAUGCUGUCAAAACAAGAAAAAUGAAACCGCUCUUCACAUAGCAGCUAACGAAGGGCAUACUGAAGUUGUCCGUGUGCUACUUGCAUGUGUCGAAGAUCAUAAUACUAAUGAUAAACUCACGAUUAUGACAGAUGCUAGUGGAGAUACCGCCCUGCACAAGGCCGUGCGGAGCCAACAUCUAGAUGUGGUUAAGCUCUUGGUGAAAGAAGGUUCUGAAUUUGAAUUUCCGCCUAACCAUCCACAGGAGACGCCACUGUAUCUGGCGGCUGAAUCUGGUUUUCAUGAGGCUUUGAUUAAUAUCUUGGAAUCCUGCAAGAAACCAACUUAUGCUGCUGGUCCAUCUAAUCGAACGCCGCUGCAUGCAGCAGUAAUUCAUGAACACAAAGAUUGCAUUAGAUCACGAUGGCGUUGGAAUAAGGCUUUAUGCGAGCAACCUGACUUAUGGGGUUGGAAUUCACUGCACUAUGCUGUUAAAUUCGGAUUGGAAGACGUAGUUUCUGAUAUGUUGGGGUGGAAAAAAUCUUUAGUAUACCUUCCGGCAGGCAGUGAAAAUGACUGGGCGACAGCAAUUCACAUUGCAGCCAGUGAAGGUGAUGUAAACAUGAUCAAUGAGCUAUUAAAUCACUGCCCUGAUUGUUGGGAUAUGCUUAACAGCAACAAUCAAAAUGCUCUUCAUGUUGCCAUAUUGAACAAUAAAGACAAGUUAGUCCGCGUCAUAUUAGACUCUGGUAAGUGCGACAGCCUUGUUGAUGAGCUAGAUAGUGACGGCAACACUCCUCUCCAUUUGCUUGCUGCCUCUGAUAACCAUGUACGUGAAUUAAUAUACCACCCUAGAGCAAAGAAGAUGUCAUUUAACAAACAAAACCAGACCCCACUUGAUAUAGCAUUAUCACACACAGUGACAACAAAGAAGGAGAAAUUGGUGCGGGAUUUGUGUAGCAUUGGCCGAUUUGGAAAACGUGACUUUGAGGUAAAGCGGAAGAACGAGUACAUGCCACUGAGGGAAGAUGAUCACGAUAAAGCUAGAAAGGCAAAUCAAACAGAAGUAGAAAGUAUUAUGAAGUCAGCUCAAAUCCAUAUUGUCGUGGCCACUUUGAUAAUGACUGUCACUUUCGCCGCUGGUAUCACAUUGCCAGGAGGUUUUGAGAGCGACCCCGAUAACCAUAAUAAAGGGAUGGCGAUUCUAAUAAGGAAAACAACAUUUCGUGCAUUUGUUGUUUCCGAUGCCAUUGCCUUCACAUGCUCUGCUGUUGCCAUAUUCAUCUACUUCUUCAUGGCAGAUGAAAGUAGACCUCCUUCACGUUUGGAAAUUUGGUCGCAGGAGAUCAUUUUUUCGUCACCGACAACGCUAUAGACCCAAUGUACCUUCACUAAAUAAUCUAUGGUACAACAACAACAAUAUACCAGUUAAAAUUCCACGAGGGUAGAGUAUACACAGAUCUUACCCCUACAUUGGGAGGCAGAGAGGUUUCCGAAUUUUGAUAGACCUUCAGCAGCCAGACAAGGAAAAACAAUUCAAAGCAGUUCAAAAAGGAAAUGUUAGAAGCCAUGGCAAAAUACUUUUCCACCUAAGUAUAAUGAUUUUGUCUGUUGUAGUGUUCAAAAAUGUCACGUGCGCCUAAUUCACAAGUCCACUCUUACCACUAGAUUGAAACCCUGGGUAUGACACUGUUGCAUGGGUUUUUGACGUACGCAUUUUCAGUGUGACAUGGAUAUAGUUUCAAUGAUGGAUAAGGCGGCUAAGCUAUGGUCGCUCUUUUUAAGAGUCGAGAAUGUAAAUAGAAAACAUCCCUUUUCUGAUUGUUCACAAGAAUUUCCAUAACUCAAACAUAUUGUUUGAUAAUAUAU
Capsicum annuum is the source of this 3096-nucleotide messenger RNA. RefSeq names its product protein ACCELERATED CELL DEATH 6-like. The transcript has 5 exons. The coding region runs from base 1052 to 2602 and encodes 516 amino acids. Gene Ontology annotation, molecular function: protein phosphatase regulator activity; protein phosphatase 1 binding. The record is from RefSeq and is a predicted model, not a curated record. Lineage: Eukaryota; Viridiplantae; Streptophyta; Magnoliopsida; Solanales; Solanaceae. Gene Ontology annotation, cellular component: plasma membrane.